UGUCCGCAUGAGGCGCUGCUUGCUCAGACUUGGGCCUGCUGCUGUAGAUCCGCGGGGUGUAGAGCUGCUCUCCGCGCAUCUAUCCGUGGUGUUUCUGUGUGGGGCGUUCAGCCCAGCAGCGUCGCCUUUGCCUACCCACCAGCUUCGGGAAGGGGCUGACUUUCUGCCUCCGCUGCCGAUCCUCCCGCACUCCCUCCGUUCAAGAGGGGAUAAACACAGAGUUAAAGUCCAAGCCGGGCAGCGUUGCAGUUUCAGCGUUAGCGGCGAUUUUAAUUUAUUUUUUAUCCCCCCUCCCUCUCUCUCUCGCUCGCUCCCUCCACUCACGCGACUCAAUUGUUGCCGUUGGACCAAACGGGAUUGAACUUGAAACGAACCCGCAGACAUUUUGUUAUUUCUGAGAUUUCUUCUUCACUUUUUUCAUCCCUGUGGCGGCUGCGGGGAGCGAGCCGCGAGCUGUAAGGGGGCCAACGGCACGAGGCGAAACACGGUCGGCGUUCACCUUCCGCUCCGCUCGCGGGCUGCAUCCAAACAUUUACUGCACGCACGGCGUUAUUAAUUUACCUGCGCUGAGCUCGCGACGCUGCCGCUCGUGCGCUAAAGCGGAAAGCUUACAACGGCGAUGAAUCAUUUUGACUGACAGCUUUUGAAGAAUUAGCUAGCUUUAGCCAGCACUGAUGGUGCUUUCCUGCUCACGCUAAAGCAGUAAAUACGGGGUCGGGACAACCCAGAUAGGACACAGACUCUUUUGCCUCUCUAACGGCCGCAAAGUGCAUCACUUAUAAUCGGCUUAAUUUUAUAUUUAUUUAUUUUGUUUAAAAGAGGUGGUGGGGUGGGGGGAGUCCCCUAGCUACUGUUAGCUAGUCAUCCUGCUAACGCUGGACAGCUCCUGUGUACGGCUGGGCUAGCUUUGGACAAAAGAAAGAGCAACGCAAGGGGAAAUAUAAACAUCGUGUUUGGAAAGGAGAGCAACAAACAAGGAACUGACAUGAUGUUUCCACAAUCAAGGCACUCAGCCUCAUCGCAGCAGCUGAAAUUCACAACCUCUGAUUCCUGUGACAGGAUCAAGGAUGAGUUCCAGUUUCUUCAAGCACAAUACCACAGUUUGAAGCUCGAGUGUGACAAGUUGGCCAGUGAGAAGUCAGAGAUGCAGCGCCAUUAUAUCAUGUACUAUGAGAUGUCCUACGGGCUCAACAUUGAGAUGCACAAACAGAUGAACUCCAUCAUAAGGCAGCAGCUCCAGGCUCACCAGCUGUCUCAGCUUCAGGGCCUGGCCCUGCCCAUGACUCCGCUGCCGCUGAGCCUGAGCCAGCCGACCCUCCCUGCCGUCACCACCUCCUCUGGUCUCUUCUCCCUCUCUUCCCUGCUGGCGUCUCAAGCCCAGCUGGCCAAGGAGGAGAAAGCAUCGCGGGAUGGAGUCGACAGCCACCGUGAGGAGGAUGGAGACAAGUCUGAUUAGAUGGUGUUUCAGCCCUAUUCAGCUCUGUUUUUAUCCAGAGACCUGAAUCCCUAGAUUCAAGCCCACUUGGCCUAUAGCCUCUCCCCCAGGUCUCCCUCUCUUUGACACUACCUAACAUGGGCUUCAAUUUCAUCUCUUCCGACCCCCUAGCCAACCCCAUUAUUGGGAGGUCUUUGGCACAUACCACCUUAUAUCCUGGUAUUCACCAUAGUUGGGUUGUUUCUAUAUCUUUUUUUUUUUUUAAGCCAUGAGACUGUCGCUCUCUUAUGUAUCUUGUAUUUUCAAGUGCUCUCUCUCUCUCUCUCUCUCUUUUUUGCAUGUGAUUAAGCCACAUUUAUCCCUUUUUUUUAAAAAGAAAAUCAGGACUACUUUCUAUUUCUUCCUGCCUCCCUCUUGCUUUUUCUCUCUCUUCUGAUUCCUGUUGCGUUUCCGUGUUUUCCUUUCUUCUCCAUGCCUCUCUCUCUCUCUUCCUCCCUGUCUUCCUCCCACCUCUUGCCUCUGCCUCUUUCAUAGGUCCUUGUUAGACAGGACUGAUCCGUCAGACUGAAUGCACUGUUCCGUAGGUGUUAACAGAAAAACUGUUAAACACUUGAAUUUGCUGGCAAGCUGUAAAACUUGUCAGAUGCAACACAGGAUUCCUAAAAACUUCAUUUUCCCAACAUAAAGGUCUCACCGAGAUCAGCAGUGUUGAUAUUUCAUGGUGUUUCACCUCGCGUGUAUUCAUUCUAAGAUAAAAGUGGGCUCAAAGUUUAAAUGUUGGAUUGAUAAAAGAUCAGAGAAUUGUUUAAAUAAUGCCCCGGCUAAAGACAGAAGCGCGCUUAAAAGCUAUACUCACUUUCUAAUCAAAAACCUCUGCCUUCAAAAGAGAAUCGGUGUUAUGAAAAGACAUCCGGGCAAAUUAGAGAUUUUGUGAGUAAUCCUAAUUUUAUAUAAAAUAAAAGCGUCUUAGAUCCGACUUAAUGCUGAGAGCCGUCAGAGUAGAUAACAGACCCACCUCGAUAAGUAAUCCCCCCCGACGUUUGAUCCUUGCCCGACCCUGUGAGGUGCGUUGGAUAAAUCCACCCAGCACCGUAACUGAAAGGCAUCAUUAAACGGAGCUGAGGUAGCACAACGUGCAGCAAAGAGAAUUAACGCCACUUCACGUCCACACCCUCCCACCAUCUUUUUCCUCUUUAAUGUGCACUAAUAUCAGAGCAGACACCGAGGGGAGAAAGAGUGCAUGUUGUGUGUUUGACAGCAGAGGGCAGCGUGUGUCUUUGAAGCAUCCUCCUCGCUUGGUUCAGGCUUGUGCAGAACAAGGACAAUGACAGAGUGCAGACUGUGUCACAAAGGGAAUGGCUUAUUUAUCCAGUCUGAGUGUGCAAACUUAACGCACAGUAGACACUAGACCGGUGGCAUCAAUUACUGCAGUGAUGCAGUUCUCGAAAAGUUGUCUGCUUUGGUUUAUUUUGGUCUCUAAAUGGAACGACUCCACCCUAGCAUGAAACAAAAACACGGGCUCUCUGUAAAUUCACUUUUAAAUACCCUACGAUUCACUGCACAUAAAGAUCUUUCACAUAUCAGAUUAAUCCUGCAUUAUACAGUUGAUUUAAUGCCUACAUGGGGCACUGAGUAUGAUUGAAUAUAGUUACAUUACUGUAAUU
Molecule: messenger RNA, 3099 nt
Organism: Pundamilia nyererei
Lineage: Eukaryota; Metazoa; Chordata; Actinopteri; Cichliformes; Cichlidae
Gene: tle5
Product: TLE family member 5, transcriptional modulator
Exons: 6
Coding region: 986-1456 (156 amino acids)
Biological process (GO): negative regulation of canonical Wnt signaling pathway; regulation of DNA-templated transcription
Cellular component (GO): nucleus; transcription regulator complex
Molecular function (GO): transcription corepressor activity; protein binding
Source: RefSeq, a predicted model, not a curated record